AAUGAGCUCCCUUUUUAAUAGCUGGAGGAUCUUCCUUGCCUUCUUUUGCCAUCAACUGUUCAAGAGACUACAAAGAAGUCGAGAUUUGACGAUGUCACGGAUCUGGUUCUUAUGGGCUGCUGUUUGGGCUCUCCUGGCUACUAUUUCAGCUCAACGCAGGUUCAGUGGCCGGAACAACAGAUGGGGGCAAAACGGGAGCCGGAGAUACUCUGCGUACAAGACGUGGAACUCCAGUCUUUACCCACGGUGGAGAGAAGGGGAUCCCAGACAGGGAAAUUGCUGGCGAGGUGGCAAUGUGACAUUUGAUAUUGGCAACGAUGCCCCAACUUUAACAAAUGCCAAAGUCACAUUCAGGAUUGCUUUGCGCUUUCCCGGUAAUCAAACUGCGCUGCCAGAUGGACGGGUAGUAUGGAGCCAGAACUGCAUCAUAAAUGGCACCCGUAUGAAAAAAGGGGACCCUGUUUUCCCAGACCAAGAGGAUGAUGCUUCCGAUUAUGUGUUUCCCGAUGGGCAACCCUUCUCCCCAAGCGAUCGCCGACCUGGCAAGUUUGUCUUUGUCUGGCAGACGUGGGGGCAAUAUUGGCAAGUGGUAGAUGGUCCCACCUCCUCAUUGACCAUUGAAACAGCUGAUAUUGCUUUAGGCUCCUAUACCAUGAAUGUGGCAGUCUAUCAUUACCGGGGACGUGAGAAAUUCAUCCCUAUUGGUGGUAUCUCAUCUCAGUUCAGCAUCACGGACCAGAUCCCGUUUCAAGUGAAUAUUGCACAACUUCUUGAUACCGAUGGGACAGAUAGUCGUUUUGUGCGAAACCGAGCCAUCUCCUUUGCUGUGCAGCUCCAUGACCCUAGUCAAUACCUCCAUGGUGCCGACAUCUCCUACUCCUGGGAUUUUGGUGACCAGAGCGGGACCCUGAUUUCUCGAUCAACCAUGGUCACUCACACCUACCUUUCUGCUGGUACCUUCAGCCCUCGCGUGGUGGUUCAGGCUGCCAUUCCUGUGGCUUCAUGUGGAGGCAGUACUUCAGAAGAGCCAUUCAUCAUGCCCACAACCCUCAUGCCUACCACCGCUCCGAGUGGAACUACAGAUCAAGCUUCCACUGUGUUUUCCACUAUAAAUAGCAUCACUGGGGCAAGCACUGAAGAGGCGCUGACUUCUGUCCCGGCUUCUGCGAUUUCAGUCCUUUCCACUGUACCGCCAGCAGUAACUGAAGAGGCAACAUCUGUAGCCACAGUUCCUGCUGCAAACAUCAGUGCUGGACCUGAAGAAACAGAUUUAGCGGCUGCUUCUUUGGAACCUGCAGUUGUUGCAUCAUCUGAUGCAACUGAAGACAGUGCAGGCACUGAGGGUGUGACUAUUGCCAUGUCUGCAUCUCUCCCAAAUACCAUGGCACCUACUGCAGCACCUGAAUCUCUGCCAGGCUCUGCGGCUCCAGGUUCUUCGUCUACAAUAGCACCUGAGAAUGAUCCAGGCACCCCAGAAACCCCUGUUGCACCUACAACUAUCCUUUCAGAUGCCUCUGAAGAUACAGCAGCCAUCAACCCAGUGGGUUCGGUUAUGCCUGCCACAGGAACAAUCGCAGGAAAUGUGGUCCAGCUCCUGGUGAAACGCCAGGCACCCACUGGAUGUCUCCUCUAUCGUUAUGGAACCUUUGCCACUAAUCUGGACAUCAUCCAGGGCAUAGAGAGUGUGGAAAUUGUGCAGGUAAUACCACUAACGCCCGCUAUUGCUGAGAAUGCAGUAGAUCUCACUGUGACCUGCCAGGGAAGCCUCCCCCAAGAAGUCUGCACAACCGUUUCAGACCCUGAUUGUGUGAUAGUCCAGGAGAGUGUGUGCAAUCCUGUUCAGCCAAGCCCAGACUGCCAGCUUGUUUUACGCCAGGCCUUCAACCAAUCUGGCCUCUACUGCGUCAACAUCUCACUGGCUGAUGCCAACACCUUGGCUGUUGCCAGCACCCAAGUCAGCGUUCAGACAGAAAGAAAUCAAGCUUCAGCCCAAAUAACAUUUGUAGUUGGAGUGCUGCUGGUUAUUGCUGCGGUGGGAGCUGCUAUCUAUACCUAUCGGCAUUUGAGACACAUCCCUCUACGGGCCAUGAUGUCUGCUGGCACUUCUCCAAGGAAUUGGUUUCCUGACCGCACAGCUGUACGCCUUUUCCUUGGCCAGGCGUUUGGCCGGAGGGCCAGUGGGGAGAGCAGCCCCUUGCUCAGUGGCAACGUCAUCUAAAUGGAAGUCAACAAGCUUUGCAAACUAAAAACUGAAUGCGUUGAGCCCUUACUCAGAAAAGAAAUCCUGCCCCUAUAUUACCCUUAAGUUGAUGCUCUUCUGAUGCCAGCUGAGUAAACUCUCAGCCACUUUGAGGUGCCUUCUCAGUGCCUGCCUGGGUGGGGAGAUAGAGACAGCACCGAAGGAAGUGUAGUCGUUUUUUAGAGCACCACAAUUGCAUUCAGCCUGUGCCACGCUGGUCCUAGGGAGUCAAGACAGCUGUUCAUUUGGCUUUCUGACAUACUUUGUUGGGAAAAGGAGAAAAUCAGCAUUGUAGUUUUGGGAUUGUUCGUUUCUAAAUUAACAUCCUACAAUUGGCCAGGUGGUCAUCUAACAAAUGAUAAGAGGGUUAAAACCCUGUUCACCAGUUACUGGCCAGGUUCUUAAACAGCCCCUCAAAAAUGGGGCUGCAUUAAAACUCUGUUUUAUUUUCUAUGCCCCAUAACUAGAUGGGGGAGUGAAUCCUGGCAAGAAAGUUAUGAGAGAGAAUAGUAUCAUCUCUAUCUUGUCUGCAGCAGCAUGAUCACCAAUCAGCCAUUGCAGACUUUUAUUUUUUUCCAACAAGAAAAAAAAAAAAGGAACCAGCAACACAAAGUGACAGCACUCAGAUUAAAUGGUUCACACCUGCUUCUAAGACAUCCUUAGUAGCAUAUUGCUGUUAUGCAUAAGCAUUUCCCAGGGAAGAGGCACAUUAAGUUGUCAUGUCAUGCAAACCCAGAGAGAACCAACAAGAUGCAGGCUGGUAUCAUUUAAGCCAAUGGAGCAUCUCUGUAUUUUUUUGUAAUUUUUGUCUGUCCAUCUUUUCUUUAAAAAACACAGUAUUUCCUUUAUACACCAUGACAAAUAUAUCAAGAGUUUGAUGGA
Messenger RNA from Ahaetulla prasina, 3121 nucleotides. It is a transcript of the gene PMEL, whose product is annotated as premelanosome protein. Gene Ontology annotation, biological process: melanosome organization. The coding region runs from base 2 to 2218 and encodes 738 amino acids. Lineage: Eukaryota; Metazoa; Chordata; Lepidosauria; Squamata; Colubridae. Gene Ontology annotation, cellular component: melanosome. The record is from RefSeq and is a predicted model, not a curated record. The transcript has 12 exons.